Pecten maximus is the source of this 7244-nucleotide messenger RNA. RefSeq lists its product as uncharacterized. Gene Ontology annotation, molecular function: RNA polymerase II cis-regulatory region sequence-specific DNA binding; DNA-binding transcription factor activity, RNA polymerase II-specific. Lineage: Eukaryota; Metazoa; Mollusca; Bivalvia; Pectinida; Pectinidae. Bases 58 to 4140 code for a protein of 1360 amino acids. The record is from RefSeq and is a predicted model, not a curated record. The transcript has 16 exons. Gene Ontology annotation, biological process: regulation of DNA-templated transcription.
AUGGCGGUGUGAACGACAUUUAAUGAAGACUUGUUUUGACCUACCUUUACAGAAAAUAUGAAAACUACACGACGAAUAAAUCGUGGUAUAUGCAACUUUGCAAAUGUUAUCGAGUACAUAAAGCAUGGAAAAUACCCAAAAUACGCUACUGACGGAGAAAAACGAAGUCUUCGAAAACGUUCCAAGAGCUUCAGGCUAGAUGGCGAUAAUCUUUACUAUUUGACGGCUCCAGCAGAAAGUAAUGACGAUACAGUGUCAGAAAGACAUGAUCGUUUGGUUCUCUUGACGGAUGAGCAGCGACUGGAGGUUAUCGCUGAAGCACAUGUAGAUUCAAAAGGUGUACAUCUGGGUCGAGAAAAGGCCACAACACUUAUCAACAAAAAGUACUAUUGGGUGGGAGUGUCCAACAUGGUGAGGGAGUAUGCAAGGACAUGUCAAGUUUGUCGUGCCAAUAGAAUGGCCCAAAGCCAGGCCUACGAACUUUACCGAGCACAAAUAACCAGCACACCUAAGGAUGAAGAAGAAUUCCCUGAUGUAGAGACAGCAUCAUCAUUGUCCUCAUCCUUUAUGUCCACUGCAUCUGAUGUAGCAGAUGACUGUGUCAAAAUGGAAUGGCAAAGUCCAUCAGAACCUGUGGCAUUUGGUGAAGCGGUGGAGCUGUCUGUUUUUGGGCCACACAAGUGUCAGGGCAGUAAUCAGUACGUGGUUGUUUUCAUGGAUGUGUUCUCCGGUUGGCCAGAAGCUUAUAUUUUGCAUAAGGUGACACCUGCCGAUAUAACACACCUGGUGAUGAAAUGGAUUUGUAGAUUUGGAGUGAUGCAUAACCUGAGUGUAAAGAAAUGUGGACCCAGCACCAUACCACAAUGUCAACCAUUGUCCACAGUAUUGAAAGAUAAGGGCCUCUUUGACAUUACUCUACAUCAGAAUUCAACUGUUUGGAAUUCAGCUGCACAGUGGAAUGAAGUAGAAGAAAAACUUGUCAGUUUCAUUCAGAAUAAUGAGUGUUGGGAUAAAUGUAUCGAGUUCGCCCUAUUGCCUCUGCGAAUAUCUAGAGGAAAAGAAGCGGAGUAUACACCAAGCUAUUUAACAUUUGGAAGGGAAUUUCGCUUGCCCCUGUACCUAUCUCAUCGGGAAGAUGCCAGCUCUACGAUUGCUACAAUGGACCCCCAUCUGACACUAGACCAGAUGCAGAGCUCUACUAAUAGACUUGUCCAGCUCUACACAGAUUAUGCCCUUGAUUUGGGGAAAGAAUUCAAAGAACAAAACAAUGAGAUGGUAGACACUACAGACUUUAAAGUACCUACCAUCUCUAACACAUCUGGUAGGAAACGUGGAAGGAAAAGACGGCAGCAGAGUGACGAGGACAUACAGGUGGAUGAAGAGGACAGUGAUCAUAGUGAUGCUAUUUUCUCUAGUGACAGUACAGAGAUUAGUACAGAUAUUCCUUUAUCAACACCACUGCCAACAGGGGCGCGGAAACGCAAACCCAGAUAUUCACAGCAACUCAAGGAUAGAGUCAAAAUAGAGAAAGAAUCGGAGGCUGAUCGUGAUGGAGAUUUAGAUAAACAUGAUCAGGAGAUAUGCAAGGUUUCUUUAGACGUGUUCUAUGGAAGCAUUUUGACAUACUUGCAACAACAAACUUACCCUCCAGGGUGUAGUGAACACCUGAAGCGAACAGUCAGGAAAGCUCAUACUAACUACUCCAUAAAAGAUGGAAAGCUCAUGUACAAUGUGGGAUCUACCAGUAAAAGGCAGGUUGUCACCAAACUGAAGGACAGAAUGAAACUCCUGAAAUCUGCACAUAUAGAUGCUGAAGGUAAUCACAUGCCCGUACGACAAGUUAUGAAGUCGCUAUCCUCAUACUACUGGAGAAGUAUUGUGACAGAGUGCCAGGCAUUUGUAGCUGCUUGUCCAGUUUGUGAUAUGAAACAUUCAGAGAAAGGAAAGAAUGUUACGGAAGUACCUACAAUGGCUAGAAUCCGGAGAUUUGAGAAGAUGGCAGAAGUUGCUGAGAAGCACUACUCCUUACUUAUACAAUAUCUACAGAAGUCAAAGUUUCCAUCCUCCACUAAUGGUCAAGAUAAAGCUGCAGUUGAAAAGAUAGCUGACCAAUUCAAGCUUGUCAAAGGGGUCCUGUAUCUGAUUGACAAGACCUCCUCUAUGUGUGUAGAAAUAGCCAGUCGGGCACGCAAAAUGGCCAUCAAGUCUGUUCAUAAAAGUACAGGAGCUGUUGUCCCUACAUUUGAAGAUCUAUGUGGAGCUGUCAGUCAGAAAUAUAUAUGGCACGGCCUGACCACAGAUGUGUCUCACUACUUAAACUCACUGGAACCUACAGCUCAGGAAUGUACCCCUGUCAACAGACUAUCACUUGUGGAGAAGAAGCAGUUGGAGUUCCUGGAGUAUUUUAAUGAUGAAAAGACAUUUUUUGCGAAAUAUUGCAAUCAGUCUACGACCCAUUCAGCUGAGGAUGACGAAGAAGAGAAUACUGAGUUUACUACAGAAGUUGGGCUGGACAUGCAUGUGUCUGAAGUGGAGGAAGCCAGUGAAGAACAAUCUAUCAGUGUUGAUAACAGAGAAUCUGAGGUGCAGGAUAAAAACAGACAGUGGUUGUAUGUUGUGUCGACCACAAGGAAUUCAGCCGAGGCUGAGUCUGAAAUAACUGUACACAUAACGGAGGAAAUGGAAAAUGACAAUAAAGGCAACAAAGAGCAGUCAUCACUGGUAACAGAAAAAGGAGGAGUUGUUGGAAAGAAAUCUCAGAUGAAUGACCUUGGUGAAGGAGGAUUGGUACAGCUAGCUAAUGCUCUGGCCCUGGUGUCUGAUCCUCUGACCGAGGCGGCUGUCCAGUCCAUUAUACAGGGGGAAGACUCCUCACAGAAGGGCAAAGUCACACUUCCCAAAACUACUACAACUAAGGCAACAAAACCAACUGGGAAGCAGGCCACUGUGAAGAGAUUGGGGAUGGCAAGAAGAAGAAGAAAACAUGUUUGUUUACAUGUAAUAUAUGUAACCAGGUCAUCCGGGGAAAUGUUCAAGUUUAAAAUCCACUUGGCUAAACACAAUGGUCAGAAACCUUUCCAGUGUGAGGUGUGCAACAAGCGAUUCACAAAUAUCAAGUCCAGGAGGCUGCACAUGCGUAGACACACAGGAGUAACGCCUUAUCUGUGUAAUCUUUGUGGAAAGAAGUUUACAUUGAUUGGAAGCCUUAAAGCGCAUAUCAAAAUCCAUGAAAAAGGCGGUAAUGUGAAAACAAUUUGCACAAUUUGUGACAGGGUGUUUGCCAGCCAAAACCGUUAUGACAGACAUAUGAAGUUCAAACAUCCCAGCACUCCGCCGGUCUACAAGUGUGAUGACUGUAGCAAGUUCUUUACCACCUCCAGGAGCUUGAGGCGACAUACAAUGUCUUUCCACAUGAAUGUCAAGUACCAUCUCUGUGGAGUAUGUGGGAAAAGUUUCUUCAGAAAGGAGUACCUGACAUCUCACUUGGCUCAACAUCAAGGUCUAUCAGGUGUACGAAAGGUUGUAAAAAGACGCGAGUCCUCCAAGAGUGAACUUAAGGAUGAAGUGAUUCGUGUUGAGCACAUUGGCCCUUCAGUAGUAGAGCGGCAUGUUCAGCACAUGCCAGAAACUGGAAUGAUAGUGGUUGAUUCUUCAGGUUUACAUGUGAGUCCCUCAGAUAUCCAAGAGAUCCCUCAUGCUGAGUUACACACUUUGGAUCAAUCGACUGUACAAAACAUUGGUUCCUCAGUGAUGCGCCAUGUUGGACCUUCAGAUGUGACUCAACCAUCACAAGAAGCGUUGGAGACCUAUCAGGCCACACAUAUUGUGGCCAGUGGGGAUGUCGCAUCAGACAAUAUGGUCCCAGUCACACUGUACUCCAACUCACCAGUUCACUACACAGCCACAGGGGCUCAGGUGGAGAACACCUACUACGCCAUAGAGACUCCUAGUCAGGAUGAUGAACAGCAGGUAGCUCACACAGUAGUGUAUGGGUACCCUGCUGUACAGUAUGAAGUGGAGUGUAGCUCUGGAGCUGAUCAGCUCAACAGUGAGGACUUGUCUGCCAUAAAUCUCCUCGCACAAGCUAGUGUAUGUCAAGGCAACGAGUCCAUUACCUAUGUCACGCACGGAUACCAGUAAUGUAUGUCAAGGCAGCGAGUCUAUUACCUAUGUCACACACGGAUACCAGUAAUGUUUGUCUAGGCAGCGAGUCUAUUACCUAUGUCACGCACGGAUACCAGUAAUGUAUGUCUAGGCAACGAGUCCAUUACCUAUGUCACACACGGAUACCAGUAAUGAAUGUCUAGGCAGCGAGUCCAUUACCUAUGUCACACACGGAUACCAGUAAUGUAUGUCUAGGCAGCGAGUCUAUUACCUAUGUCACACACGGAUACAAGUAAUGUAUGUCCAGGCAGCGAGUCUACUACCGACGUUGCACAUGAAUACCAAAAAUGUAUAUGUCACAGCAGUGAGUCCAUAUCGUAAUUCACAUCUACCUGUGUUGUAUGUUUGGUCCAUUACUUAUGUCAUACACAGAUACCAGUAAUGUAUGCCCAGGCAGUAGUCCAUUACCUAUAUGUCACAAAGAUACCAGUAAUGUAUAUAGAGGUUAUCUAACAGUGUCUUCAGUAAUACCAAAUCUAUUUUACGAGUAGGGCAAUAUUUUGAUAUUUUUUUAACGAGUGAAAAAUAUGAAAAUAUUAUCCACACGAGUGAAAUAUAUUUGGUAUUACAGAAGAUAUAUAUACUGUUAGAUAUUCUGUUAAUUACAUUUUAUAGCAAAAUAAACUGGAUCAGCUUUCAUUUUUCCCCAUUAUUGUUUUAAGCAGCGUUUUGAUUGGUCAAAUCAGAAAAAGUGAUAUUUUUCACUAGUAAAACAUAUCGCUUUUAUAGAAUGAAUAAUUUUUGAUAUUUCACUGGUAAAAAUGUAAAAAUGUACAGUGUAUGUCAGGGCAGUGAGUGAUUGUAAGUUGAGAGCCUCGUAUUGAAGGAUUUGAAUUUUGCCAAACAUGUAUUACUUUUCAACAUAAUCCCCUUCAGUAUAUAUACACUUUUGCUAGCGAUGUUUAAGGGCCUCCAUGCCGCUUUUAUAGAACUCCUUUUCUUGGCUGUUCAGAAAGUCAUCCACUGCAUGUUAGGGUUAGGGUUAGGGUGCCUGAAAUAAUUGUUUUCAGUUUUGGAUAUAGAUGAAAGUCUGAUGGAGCGAGAUCAGGUGAGUAAGGCAAUUGCUCAAUCAAUUAAAGCCACAAUCAUGAAUGGCAGCCAUGGCAAUGACGACAGACUCCUUCACCUUAUAGCUAACCCUAACCGAUUUUGUCCCAUUUGCAAAAGCCGCUAGUCUUGUUAAAUUUAGAGUGCUACCUUGUCGAUAUAAACUAAUCAAAUGAGACCAUUCCUUGGGUACACGGCCCUAUAUAGUCAGAUAAUAGUAGGACUUAAAAAAAACAUCCUUGAGUAUCUCCUUCAAUAUGAGGCUCACAACUUAUCAAUCAGCCCUCGUAUGUCACAUUAAUAUCAGUGGUGUAUGUUUGGGCAGUGAGUCCAUUACUAAUGUCACACAUGGAUACCAGUAAUGUUUGUCGGGGUUGACGAGCUCAAGUCCAUUAUCUUAUGUCAUACAAAGAUAUAGUCAAACUAGAAUGACCUGUCGCAUUGACGUUUUCGUGGAAUAUUCAAAGUGGGUCAUUCCAUUUGUGCACAGGUGUGUUAACAAAACAUAUUGAUUAGGAAUACUACUGUGUCCAGCAGGGUGCUGUUUUCGGCAUUCAUUUUUGUUACAAUUUUGUAUUGACAACAGAGGGAUUGUAUCAUUUAUUUUUGAUGCAUGGUUUACACAUACUGUAUUCAAGUAACUAUGUGAUCAAUUGUUCACAUGUUAACUGUUUUGUCGCUUAAUCUAUAGACCAGUAUAGAUAUAAAUGAUGCAGCUGAUGAUAAAGUUUGUUACAUUGUAAACAACUAACAGAUAUACAUGUAUACAAAGCACCUAUUUCCCCUAAAUGACUAUAGACUCGUCUGUAAUCAGUAUGCUAAUCAAAGUUUAAUAGGACAGGUCAUUUUGGUCGGACUAUACCAGUAAUGUAUAUUCAAUUAUAAAUAAUGUUUUGAAAAUAUAUUACUUUUUUGGUAAAUUAUUACACAAUCAGUUAGUUGUGCAACAAUAUUGAAAGGUAUUGAUGGCGAGUUUUUUUGUGUAAGCAUCCUUACAUUAUAUGUAGAUUUUGUGUAAUGAUCAUGAUCUUAAGAUUUAUUUUAAAUUAUGAUUUUCAGGUUUGACCUAAACUCAUAUUAUUCAUAAUGAUUUUCCCCAGAUUUCUUAGUAAUUAAAUAUAAAAAAUUUGGAAAUAUAGCAACUGUCAAAGUAAUGAAUCAGUUGUAUUUUCUGACCCAAGUUAAUGGAUAAUUUUAGUAAAAAAAUAUGUCAAGUGCUUCUGUUUACUUGUCUAGGUAGCCAAAUUAAUCCUUACUCAUGGGCCAGAGCAGUUAAACACAUAUUUAACUAUGUAUAUUAUAUGCAUGUACAUCCCUCAUGUUUAGUCAUUCUGAUAGAUAAUAAUAAUUUAUUGUACAUUAUGAAAUACAUUAACGUAUAUUGAAAGUUCAGUGUACACUUUGUAGUUGUUAAAAAAUAAUUAAAUAUUUGUUUAAUUAAUGAUAUUUUAUUUCAUUACUGUUGUCAAAAGCAUGCAUACAAAUGAAAUAAGAACUGUAACAGUUGUAUGUUUCGCAAAAGGUUUUUCCAUUUAUGCGUACAGUUGCUGUAGUGGUCUGUUCAGCAAUAAAAUCAGUCACUGUUUUUUAAAUCAUUAUUUGCUUUGAUUUUAUCAAUUUUACAUGUCCAAGAUAAAGAAAUAAGCAACGGUAAUUGCUUUAAUAUACAAAAGUAGCCCCUGAUUGUGGAUUUACCUGAUUUGAUCGGGUGAACACAAAUAUAUUAAAGUUAAGCUUUGGAAUAAAAAAACAAGAACACUCACAAUUACUUAAAAUAAAGUAUGAUUUAUUUUUAUACAUUAAGCAUGUUUAUCAUAAUUCAGUACAACAAACAUUGGAGAUGUGACUUUUGUGUGUAAGCUGAGAUUGAGGACUUUGUCACAGUAAACGAAUAAGAAUGGUUUAAUCCGAGAUUAUUCCCAUGUAUAUUAAAUUCAAAAAAUAAAUAACAUGAAAUACAUAUGUUUGAAACAAGUAUAACCGUGCUCUCAUGUUACCACUGAUGGAAAUAUGGAGCUAUUUAAAAAAAAAAA